This is a messenger RNA of Onychomys torridus (southern grasshopper mouse), 996 nucleotides long. RefSeq names its product tumor protein p53 inducible protein 3 (gene Tp53i3). NCBI's taxonomy places the organism in Eukaryota, Metazoa, Chordata, Mammalia, Rodentia, Cricetidae. The transcript is spliced from 5 exons. Gene Ontology annotation, molecular function: quinone binding; NADPH binding; quinone reductase (NADPH) activity. The coding region runs from base 1 to 996 and encodes 331 amino acids. The record is from RefSeq and is a predicted model, not a curated record.
AUGCUGGCGGUGCACUUUGACCAGCCAGGUGGACCAGAAAACCUCUACCUGAAGGAGGUGCCCAAGCCGAGCCCAGGAGAGGGUGAAGUCCUCCUGAAGGUGGCAGCCAGCGCCCUGAACAGGGCUGACUUACUCCAGAGAGUGGGCCAGUAUGCCCCACCCCCAGGAGCCAGUAGCAUUUUGGGACUUGAAGCCUCGGGACAAGUGGCUGAGCUGGGGCCUGGCUGCCAGGGACACUGGAAGGUCGGGGAUUUGGCCAUGGCUUUGUUGCCCGGGGGAGGCCAAGCUCAGUACGUCACUGUUCACGAAGAUCUCCUUAUGCCCAUCCCAGAAGGACUGACCCUGAAUCAAGCUGCAGCCAUCCCGGAGGCCUGGAUUACUGCCUUUCAGCUCUUACAUCUCGUAGGCCACGUUCAGCUUGGAGACUUAGUGCUGAUCCACGCAGGAUCAAGUGGCGUGGGCACAGCUGCCAUCCAGCUGACUCGGAAGGCUGGUGCUAUUCCUCUGGUUACAGCCGGCUCCCAGCAUAAGCUUCAAAUGGCCGAAAAGCUUGGGGCUGCUGCUGGAUUCAAUUAUAGAGAAGAUUUUUCUGAAGCGACGCUCAGAGUCACUAACGGUGUUGGAGUGGAUCUUAUUCUAGACUGCAUAGGCGGACCCUACUGGGAGAAGAAUAUCAACUGCCUGGCUCUGGACGGUCGCUGGGUUCUCUACGGUUUAAUAGGAGGAGGGGAUGUCAGUGGGCCCCUGCUUUCAAAACUGCUCUUUAAGCGAGGGAGUCUAAUCACUAGUUUGUUGCGAUCUAGGGAUAAUAAGUACAAACAGGCAGUGGUGAAAACGUUCACGGAGCAGAUUCUGCCCUACUUCUCCAAGGACAGCCCCCAACGUCUGCUGCCGGUUCUGGACAGUAUCUACCAGGCGACUGAUAUUCGAGCGGCCCACGAGUACAUGGAAGCUAACAAGAACGUGGGCAAGAUUGUCUUGGAGCUGCCCCAGUGA